CGGGGCCGGGACCCACCGGGAGCCACCGGGAGCCACCGGAGCCGCCGCCGCCGCCCGUUAUGGAACCCAACAGCCCCCGUAAGAUCCAGUUCACGGUGCCGCUGCUGGAGCCGCACCUGGACCCGGAGGCGGCCGAGCAGAUCCGAAGGCGCCGACCGACCCCUGCCAACCUGGUGCUGAGCAGUGACCAGUCAUCCCCAGAGAUCGAUGAGGACCGGCUGCCCAACCCCUUGCUCAAGUCAGGCCUGGCCAUGUCCCCCCGGCAGAGGAAGAAGGUUUCCCGCAGCACCCCCACCAUGAAAGAGCUGCAGAUGAUGGUGGAGCAUCACCUCUGCAAGCAGGAGCCAGGGGAGGAAGAGGAGGAGGAGGAGGAAGGAGCCCCCCAUUGUCGGGGGGGGGACGGCAGCGCCAGCCCCAAGCACCAAGGGGAUCCCGGCCCUGGGACCCCCGGGGAUGGGAGACGGAGCCAGGCCAAGGAGGGCACCCACAGAGCACCAAAGGAAGGCACCGGGAAAGGGGCUGCAGGAGGCCAGUAGGUGAGUGCUGGGCAA
Pezoporus occidentalis (night parrot) is the source of this 551-nucleotide messenger RNA. It is a transcript of the gene PPP1R1A, whose product is annotated as protein phosphatase 1 regulatory inhibitor subunit 1A. The record is from RefSeq and is a predicted model, not a curated record. Gene Ontology annotation, biological process: intracellular signal transduction. Gene Ontology annotation, molecular function: protein phosphatase inhibitor activity. Gene Ontology annotation, cellular component: cytoplasm. Lineage: Eukaryota; Metazoa; Chordata; Aves; Psittaciformes; Psittacidae. Bases 60 to 536 code for a protein of 158 amino acids. The transcript has 6 exons.